Brassica napus (rape) is the source of this 1851-nucleotide messenger RNA. Its product is annotated as 2-hydroxy-6-oxo-2,4-heptadienoate hydrolase-like. Lineage: Eukaryota; Viridiplantae; Streptophyta; Magnoliopsida; Brassicales; Brassicaceae. The transcript has 4 exons. Bases 818 to 1753 code for a protein of 311 amino acids. The record is from RefSeq and is a predicted model, not a curated record.
AUUGUACAAUCAUGUGUUGUGAAUAAAUUAUGUCUAUUUUACUAAAACAAACAUUCAUGCGGAUAAAACUCUAGUAAUUAUUAUACAGAACGUAAAAGCCUAUUUGAGACUAGAGAGACUGCUAGAGAAUCACUUAUAACAAGGAAGUUGUUGCAGGUAUCACAUAUAGAAACUUGUUCUUGAUCAGUAACCAACAAAAUACUGCUUUUAAUGUUCCAAAUAUCAAAGAUUGGUCGCAUCUAAAUGCUCAAUAAUGGCAUUUAGACUUAUUUUAUUAUCACUUUACUUUAAAUACACUGUUUCUGUUAAUGGUUCUGGAGAGUAAAAUAUAAUUAACUAUCACUGCAGAUUUCAGGCACGCAUUGGUCCUUGAACCCCAAAACAAGACUGCAAAGAAUGCUGACACACGACUCCUCCAAAACUCACGAGUUAGAUAGAAACUGAUUCUAAACCUUUCUUAUUUGCCAAAUUACCUUUUACUUCUCUAAAACCCUAAAAAGUAUAGGUUAUGAUUAUUCUGUUCAUGAUUAAACCUCUAACCAAUUAUAGUAAUGUUAUGGUUUAUUUAAUUCCGGUUACAUCUCUACAGACUGGCAUCGAACCUAUUACCUCUAAAUUACUUAAUCGAUAGGGUGUUUUAUACAAAUAUAAAAUCGUACAUGUCCUUUGCUGUAAUAACGUAAGUUAUACGUUCGGACAAUAAGUCACGUUUAUUUUGGGUUUCCGACAUAACUGAAACAGCUUCGUCUCUCUUCCGUUUCAUCACCACGCCUUUCUUCUCCUCUGUUUCAUUUCGAUAUUUUUUUUUUGUGAAAAAAUGUUUGAUCAUCUGAAACUGUUGCGAUGCUUCAGCUUCACGGCAUCGCGCGAUUGGUUAUUCAAACAAUCAUUCUUCAACGCCGGUCUCCGCUCCGUCACCACCGAUCUCUCCCACGACAAUCCCCUCUCAUCAACGUCAAUGCACUGUUGGAUCCCUAAAUCUCCAAACCGAUCUAAACCUAACCUCCUCCUCCUCCACGGCUUCGGAGCCAACGCAAUGUGGCAAUACGGCGAACAUCUCCGCGCUUUCAUGGGCCAGUUCAACGUCUACGUUCCUGACCUCCUCUUCUUCGGUUUAUCUUCCACGACAGAACCGAACAGGUCCGAAUCUUUCCAGGCUCAAUGUCUGAUGAGGCUAAUGGAAGCGCAUGGUGUCGAGAGGACGAGCAUUGUCGGGAUCAGCUACGGUGGAUUCGUUGGGUACAGUUUAGCGGCGCAGUUUCCAGAGAAAGUGGAGAAGAUUGUGCUAUGCUGCGCCGGGGUUUGCCUUGAGGAGAAAGAUAUGGAGGAUGGAUUGUUUAAGGUUCCGAAUCUUGAAGAAGCCACUGGGAUUUUGAUUCCUCAGACGCCGGAGAAGCUUAAGGAGCUUAUAAGAUUCUCUUUUGUUAAGCCGAUCAAAGGUGUUCCAUCGUUUUUUCUUUGGGACUUUAUAGAUGUAAUGUGUAUGGAGUAUGUAGAGGAGAAGAGAGAUUUGAUCAAAUCAAUACUUAAAGAUCGGAGACUUUCAGAUCUUCCUAGGAUCAAACAGAAAUCUUUGAUCAUAUGGGGAGAAGAAGAUCAAAUAUUUCCACUUGAACUUGGUUAUAGAUUGAAAAGACAUAUAGGAGACAAUGCAGAGAUAGUUGUGAUCAAGAAGGCAGGACAUGCUGUGAAUUUGGAGAAGUCUAAAGAGUUCCUCAAGCACUUGAAAUCUUUUCUCAUUGACUCUUUGUGAACUACUGUUUUUAUUUAUUCUUUUUUAUGUAGAUUGAUAACUAACUUUUCACACUAUUUUUCAUUACUGCAUUUGGAAAGAAUGGUCUAUCUUUGUUA